AUGACAGGGGUACCUGCCGCGCCAGAGAAUGCUGUCGACACCGAGGAUACCGACGUUCCAGUCAAAGAAGACAUCAAACCUACCACUAUACCUGAGAUACCCAUAUUAUCUCAACUACCAAGCUUGUAUAUCGACAAACAAAGUGCCAGUAUAUCCGGAUAUACUCCUGGAUCUAUUACUCCUGGGUACUCCGGAACCAACACGCCCGCUGCUGCCCGCGAAAACUAUUUUGAAAAUGCAUUCGAAUCAAGCGGAAAUAUAGCAAGCUCACAUCCCGACACACCCCGUCUUAAACGCAGGCUAGCGCUAUCUUUCUUUGGUUUCUUCUGCGCUGGGUGGUCAGAUGGAAUCACCGGAACCGUACUACCUCGUUUUGAGGAAACUUAUCACGUCGAUUAUCUCACAGUCUCGCUACUUUUUGUCGCUUCAACCGUCGGUUUUGCGAUUGGAACCGCUAUCAUAGAGCCACUGUUCAAUGGGCUCGGUAGGUUCUCCCUGGCCGCCCGCCAUCGCCGUUAUUUCCCUGUAUUUCCAUCGCAUAUAUCCAGAGUUCAGACCGGUGUCUCACUCUCUCAGGGACGCUGUGGUGUUCUUUUCUUUGGUGGGCUGUCCCAAGCCAUCUACUUCACGAUCGCUGCAGCAAAAGCACCGUUUCCCGCUAUGAUAAUAGGAUUUGGAUUUUCUGGUAUUGGUAUUUCAUUGUUGAGUGGUCAAUACAACGCGUUUGUUGCUGCACAAAAGUCUGCGGGAAGGUAUCUCGGGGCUGAAGAUAUCGAGCUUGAAGGACACGGCAAUGAUAGUGGAGAAACGACUGUCUCAGGCUCUCCGCAUCGGCACUCAAGAUCACGAAGCGCUGGAGAGAGAAGUGCCAUGAGGAUGACUUUGACUUCACCUAUCGUAUGGAUAUUUGCUAUUUUCUUAUGUACUUACACAGGGAGCGAAACAACAACCGGAGGAUGGAUUGUUUCGUUCCUUUUGAAAGAGCGCAACGCUGAUCCAGACACCGUUGGUUAUGUUGCAAGUGGUUUCUGGGGUGGACUCGCUGUUGGCCGCCUCCUCCUUGGACAAAUGUCUCCAUAUAUUGGUCUUAAGCGCGAGAAACACCUCGUACAUAUCUACAUCGGCGUUGCGUUGUUGAUGACAAUCCUUGUCUGGAAAGUGCCGUCAUUUGUGGGAAAUGCGUUUUGCACCGCAAUUGUUGGAUUUGUUUUAGGUCCGAUUUUUCCUACGAGCCUUUCAUUGGCCACCAAACUCCUUCCAACCGAGAUCCAUAUGACCGCAUUGGCUACAAUGUCAAGUUUUGCUAGCAUAGGUUCGGCCCUCUACCCCUUUGUAACGGGUGUCCUUGCGAAUGCAAAAGGGGUGGCGGUUCUUCAACCUAUGAUGCUUGGUAUACUAUCCGUAAUGGCUGGCUUAUGGUGUUUCUUCCCUACUCGGAGUAUUACAUGA
Molecule: messenger RNA, 1449 nt
Organism: Rhizoctonia solani
Lineage: Eukaryota; Fungi; Basidiomycota; Agaricomycetes; Cantharellales; Ceratobasidiaceae
Product: major facilitator superfamily transporter
Exons: 13
Coding region: 1-1449 (482 amino acids)
Biological process (GO): transmembrane transport
Cellular component (GO): membrane
Molecular function (GO): transmembrane transporter activity
Source: RefSeq, a predicted model, not a curated record